This is a messenger RNA of Vanessa atalanta (red admiral), 1035 nucleotides long. RefSeq names its product zinc finger protein 737-like. Lineage: Eukaryota; Metazoa; Arthropoda; Insecta; Lepidoptera; Nymphalidae. Gene Ontology annotation, molecular function: DNA-binding transcription factor activity, RNA polymerase II-specific; RNA polymerase II transcription regulatory region sequence-specific DNA binding. Gene Ontology annotation, cellular component: nucleus. Gene Ontology annotation, biological process: regulation of transcription by RNA polymerase II. The record is from RefSeq and is a predicted model, not a curated record. Bases 166 to 747 code for a protein of 193 amino acids. The transcript has 2 exons.
UUGAACUAUAACUAUAACUCAUACUUCGUUCAUCGUUGUCGUUCAACAUAAACAAAUAUUUAGAUUGUUUACGUUUUAACUUUUAAUAGGGCGCACAUAUAAAAAUAAAUUUUAUUGGUAAAAUAAUAAUUACAUAAAUAAGAACUGUUUGUUAUAUUGAUCGUUAUGGAGGUAGUGGAAGAAGAAAACCCAUUACGAAUUUAUACUGAAGCAACAAAUAAUCUUCAUAUUAAUUUAAAAAAUAGUGUUGGACGACCAAGAAAAAAAAGUGAAAUACAAUUUAGUCCGCAACCAAAAUCUAUAAUAUCUAUUCUACUAAGUAAAGAAAAAAAAUAUACCGAAAACGGUGAAAAUUUUAAAAACAAAAUUAAUAAUCGUACCGUGCGGAAUGAUGCGACGACCGAGGAUUUUUCAAAACGGGAGCAAAAUGACCAAAGUGAUUGUUCUGAACAAAAUAUAGAAUUCCAAACAGAUAAGCUUUAUGAAUGUAAUUAUUUAAACUGUACAUACUCUACAAAGUUUCCAUCUAAUCUUAAAACGCAUAAAAGAAUCCACACCCCUGAACAACGAUACAUCUGCGAUGAAUGUACCUUUAGGUCAAAAUUUAUAAGCUCAUUAAAAACUCACAAACGUCUCCAUAGAGAUGAGCGACCUUAUGCUUGUAAAUAUUGUGCUUAUAAAUGUAACAGUCAUUCAAAUUUAAAGAAACAUAUUUCACGUAAGCAUAUAGAAAUUAAUAAAAAAUAAAAGUAAUUUGAUAUUAUAUACUUUUUUAUGUGUGGGUAAAGGAAAAAAAAAAUUAUAAGCUUUUAUAAUUUUUUAAUAACCUAAAUAAAACCUUAUAAAGUACAUAAUAAACAGACAUAAAUAUUUUACUACCCAGUGUCGUCUUAAUAUAACAUGAUAAUUAUUUUUAACACCAUGAUAUAUAUAUAAAUAUUACCAUUUUUUAAUUCCUUUCUAUUGGCAAGGAUAUAAAAUAAGCUAAAUUAAUACUAUGCUGGUAUGCAUCUAUGAAGCCUAUGUCAGUGACAA